Messenger RNA from Ascochyta rabiei, 1395 nucleotides. RefSeq lists its product as uncharacterized. The coding region runs from base 1 to 1395 and encodes 464 amino acids. The transcript is spliced from 3 exons. The record is from RefSeq and is a predicted model, not a curated record. NCBI's taxonomy places the organism in Eukaryota, Fungi, Ascomycota, Dothideomycetes, Pleosporales, Didymellaceae.
AUGACAGACGUCGUGAGCGAUCUCAAGAAGCAGAGCGCUGCGCUGCAAUCAAGCGUCAACAGCGUAUCUAAAACAGCAAGCAGUACGCCGGCAACAAAGAAGAUAGCCACGUCAACUCCAGCCAAGGCCAUGCGAUCUGCUGCAUCGAAAACAACACCCAUCCCUUCCGCGAAGCAAGCCCCAAGCUCAGUAAUCGGCACCGCUGAUACGGUUACCACACCAGUCAAAAAAGCUCCAAGGAAGCUCAAUGCCGCUGGAACGACGCCAGCAGCUGUGACUGGUGCCGUAACUGGAGCUGCGCCAGCUGCUAAGGCGAGGACACCGCUAGGUACCCAGAAGAAGCUCCCCGUCAGGAAAACUCCUGCAGCAACUACAGAGACAAAACCUGCUGCCACAACCGCAACACCGUCGAAGACUGCCGCCACACCUGUCAAGAAAACUCCAGCCACCUCCACAGGAAAGACACCAGUCAGCAGCGUCUCCAAGCCUACAACCACGGCCGGAACCGCUACCACCAAGAAGACCACGUCCGCAGCGUCCAAGCCUGCCAGCGCAGUGAAGACUGGUACAGGGCCUACACCUGUCAAGACUACGGCGAACCCACCCAAGUCUACGGCGAACCCAGCCACCAACUCUACUUCGACGCCAGCGAAGGCUACCCCGGUGAAGAAGAAUAUCGAUGGCCAAGCUGUCCCCGCCCCUGCGAAGAAGAACAUUGUAUCUCGCGGUGCAGGCGCUGCAUCGAGCGGCGUCAACACCACCAUCGGCGCUACGACAGGUAUUGUCAACACGAUCGGCGACUCUGCAACAUCUGGUAUCAGUUCUGGCGUCAACGCUACGACCGGUGUUGUAGGCAACGGACUCGACAGGCUGCCUGGCGGCGUCGGUAAGCCUGUCAAGCAUGUGACAGACAACGUCGGCAAGACUGCAACGGGCGCAACAGACAAUCUUUAUUACGCCGCUGGCGCAGCCACAAAGGGCGUCCAAGGCACUGUCUCGAAGACAACUGGUGCGCUGAGCAAAGGUGAUGUGCGAGGUACCCUUGCCGGCGCUACUAGUGGAGUUGGAAAUACCGUCAAGGGCGCUGGAAAGGGGCUGGGCACCACCGUCGGUGAUGGGCUUGGUGGUGUAGGCAAGACUGUCGGCGGACCUGUUGGGGGUGUCGUCGGUAACGUGGGCAAAGGCGCUUCUAACGCCGUCUCAGGCAUCACUGGCGGCCUGGGCGACGGCGUGGGUAAGCUGGGCAAGGGCGAUGUUAUCGGUGGUGUUGGCUCAACACUCGGUGGUGUAGGGAAGGGCGUUGGUGGACUGCUGUCCGGUGUUACUGGAUACGGGCAGAAUGAUGGUGAGAAAAUCAACGCGCCUGAGGGAAAGAAGGAGGGUCAGUUCUUCUGA